AUGAAUGCCGAUCGGAGCGGCGAUCCCAAUUUCCCUCCAGGAUUGCGCAUACAGCCAAGCAGCUCGCAGAGACGACCACAGGUUCAAAGCCGUUGCGAAGCAGCCGACCAGGACCAACGGCAUAGCGCUCUUCAAGAUGAUCAACAGGCUGGCAACCUGACAGGGAGGGCGUCCUGGGACCAAGACACAACCGAGGACAUCGAAUCAUUUGGGAUAGCUGGUAGGAUCUGGGAGGCCGCCUACCUGCUUGCACGCUACCUUCGCCCGGCUAUUGAGCUCCCUGACGAGCUCGAAUUCGAUCCCCCAUGCUCGCUCUUUGAAGCGACCAGCUCGCAGCAGAAGCAGCCUCUCACAAUCGUUGAGCUGGGGUCAGGUGCUGGGUACGGGUCCUUACACCUGGCCCACCAGCUAUUGCAACAUGCUCGGAGUACCGAGAGCUCAUCCCCGAAAACCAGGCUUGUGCUCACCGAUCUGGAGAACGUUGUGCCUCUGAUGCAGCGUAACGUAGCCCUCGCUGGAUAUCAACAAGCCACACAGCACCUGGAAGUGAGCGUCCGCAGCCUGGCUUGGGGCAACGAUGCUCAUGCUACUGCGCUCAUCUCGGAACUGUGCACUGCCUACUCAGCUAGUGGGAGGAACGAAGCUCGACCGAAUCCUCUCACGCACAUCCUCUGCUCGGACCUCGUCUACUUUCCCGAACUGCUCCCUCCUCUACUCAGGUCCAUCAUCUUGCUCUCCGAACAAGCACUCGAGGCGGACUCAAGCAGCGGCCCAGAGCUCAUCAUUUCGUACAAGAUCCGCUCUCUGACCAAAGAACAGCCGUUCUGGUCUGCGCUCGAUUCCUGGUUCGAUUUCCGAGCCGUUGACUGUCGCCCGACAUCUAAGCCCAAAGGCAAAAACUCUGCAACCGACGACUCAGAGUCACAAUGGCAUCGCUUUGGCUCCGAAGGUGAGGACUAUGGCGCAUCGGUGGCGUCGGAUCAAGAGUUAUUUGUGUUUGUCGGCUGUCGACGAAAGGAAACGGUUGGAUGCUUAGCGCCAGACAGCGAUACGGAUUUGAUGCAGGGCAAACGACUACGACCUCGCCGGGGACGAGAGGGGGAAAGCAUCCUUGAGCUCGAACCUUCGUCGGGUCAAGGCUAUUUUGAGUGGCUGCUGCUUGCCAAUAUGGCAGCUGGCCUGGGUUGA
Messenger RNA from Sporisorium graminicola, 1188 nucleotides. RefSeq lists its product as uncharacterized. The transcript has a single exon. Lineage: Eukaryota; Fungi; Basidiomycota; Ustilaginomycetes; Ustilaginales; Ustilaginaceae. The coding region runs from base 1 to 1188 and encodes 395 amino acids. Gene Ontology annotation, biological process: peptidyl-lysine methylation. Gene Ontology annotation, molecular function: protein-lysine N-methyltransferase activity. The record is from RefSeq and is a predicted model, not a curated record. Gene Ontology annotation, cellular component: cytoplasm.